This is a messenger RNA of Ricinus communis (castor bean), 673 nucleotides long. RefSeq names its product dual specificity phosphatase Cdc25. The coding region runs from base 90 to 485 and encodes 131 amino acids. The record is from RefSeq and is a predicted model, not a curated record. NCBI's taxonomy places the organism in Eukaryota, Viridiplantae, Streptophyta, Magnoliopsida, Malpighiales, Euphorbiaceae. The transcript has 3 exons. Gene Ontology annotation, molecular function: protein tyrosine phosphatase activity. Gene Ontology annotation, cellular component: nucleus; cytoplasm.
AUAUAUGUGAAUUGCCAUCAAAAGAUAGGAAACAGGAAGAUUUCUUCUAACCCAGUCAAAGAGAAAAGGUAAAUAGAAAGAGAGAAGAGAUGUCUCGCAGCAUCUCAUACAUAACAGGUUCUCAGCUUCUUACCCUCAAGCGCAGGCCGAAUAUUGCCAUUAUCGAUGUGAGGGACGAUGAGAGGAGUAAUGACGGGCAUAUAGCUGGAUCACUGCACUACGCGAGUGACACCUUCUCUGACAGGAUCUCUGAUCUCAUUCAACAAGUCAAAGGCAAAGAUACUCUUGUUUUUCAUUGCGCUUUGAGCCAGGUUCGUGGCCCAAGAUGUGCUCGGAGGUUUGCUAAUUAUCUCGAGGAGAUGAAAGAAGAUGCAGGAAUAAAAGACAUUAUGGUUUUGGAACGCGGCUUCAAUGGCUGGGAAGCAGCUGGUAGACCUGUUUGUCGCUGCACUGAUAACCCAUGUAAGGCUGCGAGUGAUCAGUAAUUAGUAAAAACACAUCCUUAAAUGGAAGAAUAAUUCUAUAAGCAUAUUAUUAAUAUGGUUAGCAUCUAUGCCAACUUGCUGCAGUGCCUUUUGGUUAUGUAACAAAGAAACUGUAAUUCUCUUCUACAUAUUGUGUUAUAGAAUUAUAUAUUACUAUGAAUGGUAAAGUAACAAUGCUUGAAUUGGAA